Aplysia californica (California sea hare) is the source of this 716-nucleotide messenger RNA. RefSeq lists its product as uncharacterized. The record is from RefSeq and is a predicted model, not a curated record. NCBI's taxonomy places the organism in Eukaryota, Metazoa, Mollusca, Gastropoda, Aplysiida, Aplysiidae.
UUUUCUGGGGAUUUUUUUUUUUUGGCGCACUGAACCCUGCCCAACCAUCAUUGUGUCAAGUUGUGUGACGUCACCGAGUCACGAUCUGACUCCGCAUAAAGUGUCCGAGUGAGACGACAGAAGAUUAGAAGAUUCAAGAACGUCGGCCAUCACUUUGACGUCAAACUCCCGAUCUUCUCGCAGUUAAAACAGCAGAUAUUAUUAUCGAAAGCAAGAAUUCUUCAAGUUCAAGAGAUUAAGCAGAAUGAGGUCGCUCGUUCUCGUGUCCUUGGCCGCCCUAGUGCUGUGUGCAGCAGUGUCUGCUCAGGAUUCAGAUGGCUCAGAUACACCCCCAAGAAUAGGGCGUCCAAAGACAGAUUUUUCAGGACAGGAACGCCCAAAUUCUGACGAUUCGGCGCCAUCCAAGAAAGGAAAGCGGCUGUUCCUCAUGAUUCGAUCUUUGGAAAGAGUUCUGAAAAAUCUGGGUCAAGCGGACUAUGCGGAGGAGUCCUGGAAAGACUGCAUUAAAGACACGAUUCUCGGAAUGAAAGAUUAUCUGGAAGAAGAGGACGACGAUAUAGAAACACAAGGUAGUCCCCCUCCUCCCAAGCCACGUGGUCCCCGUCGCCGCCAACAGCGUAGGGAAAAGCCAGAGGUCUGAUGGGAAGCAGCCGGUCGCUAUGUGUACAGUGAAUUCAGCAAAGACGAGAAAAAAUAAGAACCAUCAAACCCACCAA